CCAUAUAUAUAAAGAGGGAGCUUCAUCACUGAGAUAUUGGAGCAACAGACAAGUAGGUAGCCCUCGGUCAUUUUGCACAGAGAAAGAAGACAAUGGCCAGCAUGCCCAGCCUUCCUCUGCUCCUGCUCCUUCUCUGGGGUAUGGGGUCUCAUGGUUUCCCAGCGGCUUCAAAAACACAAGAGCAAGAUGUGGAGAUGGUCCAGAAAUACCUGGAAAAUUACUACAACCUGAAGAAUGAUGGGGAUCAAAUUGAAAGGCAGAAAAAGAGCAGCCCAGUCGUUGAAAAGCUGAAGCAAAUGCAGGAAUUCUUUGGGCUGAAGAUUACUGGGAAGCCAGAUGCUGAAACCCUGAAUGUGAUGAAGCAGCCCAGAUGCGGGGUGCCCGAUAUGGCUCAGUUUGUCCUCACCGACGGGAAUCCUCGGUGGGAGAAAACACACCUGACCUACAGGAUUGAAAAUUACACACCAGAUUUGCCUCAAGCAGAUGUGGACAGUGCAAUUGAGAAAGCCUUUCAACUCUGGAGUGAUGUCACACCCCUGAAGUUCACCAAAGUCUUUGAGGAUCAAGCAGACAUAAUGAUAUCCUUUGUUUGGGGAGAUCAUCGUGACAAUUCUCCCUUUGAUGGACCUGGAGGAAAUCUUGCUCAUGCUUUUCAACCAGGCCCAGGUAUCGGAGGGGAUGUUCAUUUUGAUGAAGAUGAAGGGUGGACCAACAAUUUAAGAAAUUACAACUUGUAUCGUGUUGCGGCUCAUGAAUUGGGCCAUUCCCUUGGACUGUCUCAUUCUACUGAUAUUGGGGCUUUAAUGUACCCAAACUACUUCUUCACUGGUGAUGUUCAGCUAUCUCAGGAUGACGUCAAUGGCAUCCAGGCCAUCUAUGGACCUUCCUCAAAUCCCAACAAGCCAAUAGCCCCACAAACCCCACAAGCAUGCGACAGUAAGCUUACCUUUGAUGCUAUAACUACGAUUCGAGGAGAAGUGAUGUUCUUUAAAGACAAGUUCUACAUGCGCAUAAAUCCCUUCUACCCGGAAGUUGAGCUCAAUUUCAUUUCUGUUUUCUGGCCCCAUCUGCCAAAUACACUUGAAGCUGCUUAUGAAGUUGCUAAUAGAGAUGAAAUCCGGUUUUUCAAAGGUAGUAAGUACUGGGCUGCUCGGGGACAGAAUGUGCUACGUGGAUACCCCAAGGACAUCUACACAUCCUUUGGCUUCCCUAAAACUGUGAAGAAUAUUGAUGCCGCUGUUUCUGAAGAAGACACUGGAAAAACAUACUUCUUUGUUGCUAACAAGUACUGGAGGUAUGAUGAAUAUAAACGAUCCAUGGAUGCAGGUUAUCCCAAAAUAAUAGCUCAUGACUUUCCUGGAAUUGGCCACAAAGUUGAUGCUGUUUUCAAGAAAGAUGGAUUUUUCUAUUUCUUCCAAGGAACGAGGCAAUACAAAUAUGAUCCUAAAAACAGGCGAAUUUUGACUCUCCUGAAAGCUAAUAGCUGGUUCAACUGCUGAAAGAAUUGACCAGUUGUUGAAUGAAAAAGUAUAUUUUGUGACCCCAGGGAAGAAGGCGUUUUUGUGAAGAGCUGCGUACCUUCAGUAUUUAAUGCAACCUCAGGGAUUACUGAUGCACAGUUAUUAUGUAUAAGUUUAUUGGCAUACAUUUUGUAUGUUAGAAUGUAAUGUGUUCUGCACUGAUAUAAUUUAGUUACACAAUGAGGACUAAGGAAGGUCAAGUUCAUGACUUGUAGAUUCAUAAGGGCUAAUGGAUUUUGCAAAGAGAGAAGGUCUUCCCCACAGUAUAAGACUGGCUUAAUCCUGAACUGCAGUCUCAGGGGUGAACACUUCCUCCCAAGAGAGAAAGAGACAAGAGACACCAGUCUCCACAAUCUCCAGAGGAAAGCUACUUCAAGGACAUAUGGCCAGUCAUUAGGAUCAUUCUGACGUGCAAGGGACAACUCUUUUUACAGGAAAUAAAGUAUUUUAUAUCUGGAAUAACACCAUCCUUGUCUCUUCUGCUUUAUAAACAUCCUCUUACAUUUUAAGUUGCUACUUCCUAAAUUAUAAAGCCACUUGAUUAAUUUUCAGAUCUGAAAUGGGAAGUACACAGAUACACAAAACACUUAUGUGGGAAGUUAGAAUAUACAAAAAGCUCAAACAUUCUCCAUUCUCAGAGUUUAUG
Molecule: messenger RNA, 2166 nt
Organism: Loxodonta africana (African savanna elephant)
Lineage: Eukaryota; Metazoa; Chordata; Mammalia; Proboscidea; Elephantidae
Gene: MMP1
Product: matrix metallopeptidase 1
Exons: 10
Coding region: 93-1499 (468 amino acids)
Biological process (GO): collagen catabolic process; extracellular matrix organization; proteolysis
Cellular component (GO): extracellular matrix
Molecular function (GO): metalloendopeptidase activity; zinc ion binding
Source: RefSeq, a predicted model, not a curated record